Molecule: messenger RNA, 2360 nt
Organism: Coregonus sp. 'balchen'
Lineage: Eukaryota; Metazoa; Chordata; Actinopteri; Salmoniformes; Salmonidae
Source: the annotation of a GenBank genome assembly
AUGAGUGACACUAGAAAGCGAAGCAGCAUCUGGCUGCAGUUUAAAGAUAUUGGGAACAAGAAAGCAGAGUGCCUUCACUGCAAAACGAAGGUCACUAUAAGAGCAGGUUCCACCACAAACCUGCAUAGACAUACAAGAACUGUCCAUCCUACAGUGCAGUUAGAGGAGAGAGGGCAAGCCAGCUCACCAUCUACUGAUCCUGGUGUGUCUCAUACCAGAACAACAGCUGCUGUAACGUCUACUGCCAUCCCCAUGCGUGCAAGUAUAACCUCUCCUACUGCAACUCAAAGCAAAAUAAGUCAGUUUUUACCUAAACUGAUGACCCCAGCCAAACAGCACAGUAUUGAUGAUGAGUUGGCUAAAAUGGUAGCUUCUGAUUUUCAACCCUUUUCCAUUGUGGAGGACAAAGGAAUGAAAAACUUUGUCAAAGCCCUAAAUCCCACAUACACUCUACCCAGUAGAAAAACACUUUCCCAAACAAUGAUCCCAAAACUAUAUGACACAGAACGUGCAUUAUGGCAAGAAAGGGUGACAAAAGCUCCAUCAGUUUGCCUGACAACUGACUGCUGGACCUCCAGAACAACCUGCUCUUUCAUGUCUGUCACUUGCCACUUUAUUGAAGAUUACAAGAUGACAUCUUGCCUUCUGGACUGCUUCGAGUUCACCGACAGACACACUGCAGAAAACUUGGCAGUGGAGCUACUAAGAGUGGCAAAAGAGUGGCAAGUAGAGGACAAAGUGGUGUGCUGUGUGAGUGAUAAUGCUGCAAACAUCACCAAAGCCAUAAAAGUUUUGAAGUGGACCCAUCACCCAUGUCUGGCGCAUACACUAAACCUGGUGGUUAGAGAUGCUCUGAAGGUGAUCAAAACAACCGUGGAUAAGGUGAAGGCUGUUGUGGAGUUUUUCCACAAAAGCACAGUAGCAGCACAGAAGCUAAAGUCCACACAGCGCCAAAUGGGGAUUCCUGAACUGAGGCCCAAACAAGAGUGUGCCACCAGGUGGAACUCAACAUUUGAUAUGUUGAAACGAAUGCUUGAAAUAAAAGAUGCCAUCAUCUCCACCCUGGCCCUCAUCAACGCAUCUAUUGAGCCAUUAAGCCAAGAGGAAUGGGAGCUGGUGAAAGAGGUCUGCGCCGUCCUGCAACCAUUCCAGGAGGUGACUGUGGAGAUAAGUGCAGACAGGUACCUAGAACCAUUGAAGCAUUGUUUUCUCUACUACUAUUCAGUCACUAUUAUACAUUGCAAACACAACACAUACAGUAUAAUGCAUCACGUAUAAUAUGCCACAUACUUUUAAAAAACUAAAUUCUAAAAGUUGCUGUUUUCUCUCCUUCAGCUAUGUCACAGCCUCGAAAAUGCUCCUGCUUUGCAAAGGUCUGCAGCUGGUGACAGCCGAGAACCAAUGGACAGUAACUGUGCAGAAAGUGAAGGAAUUAGUUGCAGCUCUUUGUUCAGCCAUGGACCGCAAAUUUCUGCGGAUGGAGUACAACACUGUCCUUUCAGAAACUACCUUAUUGGAUCCAAGGUUUAAAAAACUUGCCUUCAGUGAUUGUAGAGCUGUUGAUGAAGCUCUUCAGAGGAUUAGUGCAGCAGCAGCAGCAAAAUGCACCCCCAGCAGCCAGCCAGCUCCACCAUUACAGGGCCAAGUGGAGGAGGAGCAGCAAACCUCUGCUGUUUGGAGGCUUUUUGAUGACAGAGCUACAGGAGAUGCUUCAAGGAGAAAUCCGACAGCUGAUGCUAUAAUGGAGGUGAGGAGCUACCUUGAGGAGCCCCUCAUCCAGAGAGCAGAAGACCCACUGAGCUGGUGGCAGGCCAAGGCCUCAGUCUUUCCACUUCUGGUGAAGGUGAUGGAGGGGAGACUAUGUAUUGUUGCCACAUCAGUUCCUUCUGAGAGAAUCUUCUCCAAAACAGGGCAGAUACUCACGGAGAGGCGAAAUCGUAUCAGGCCUAUCAGCCCAUCCAAGCUGAGGCAUCUGAUCUUCCUGAAUGCCAACCUGCCCUGAGGACUAAUGCUGUUUGCUGGAGUUUGGUUCUGGUUUUGAUUCUGUUCUGUGGAUUUGUUUGAAGUUUAUUGUUAAUUUGUGCAAUAAAAAAGUUUAAUUGAAAUAAACAAAUGUAAGAGUGGUUUUGUCACAGAAUAAAUGCACAGAAUUAGGCAUUAUAAGGUCUCUCAUAAAAACACUGAAAGCAAAAGGGUUUUCAACACAUAAACCAUGAUUUUUUUUCAAAGUUAAGGUAAAAUAUAGGCUACAAAAGAUCCUAAAUAAAGAGCCGUUCGGGAGUCGAAAGAGCCGGCUCUUCUUUGGGAGCCGAGUCAAAAGAGCCGGCUCUCAGAAAAGAGCCGAACUUCCCAUCAUUAAU